Penicillium coprophilum is the source of this 1161-nucleotide messenger RNA. RefSeq names its product geranylgeranyl pyrophosphate synthetase. Lineage: Eukaryota; Fungi; Ascomycota; Eurotiomycetes; Eurotiales; Aspergillaceae. The coding region runs from base 1 to 1161 and encodes 386 amino acids. The transcript has a single exon. The record is from RefSeq and is a predicted model, not a curated record.
AUGUCAGACUUGAAGACAUCCACCGCGGGGCUCGAGGAAAUUUCCCGUCAUGGCCUGGAGUCCUCCAAUAAGACGGAAGCAAUCAUUACUGAUGUGACCCAUUUGGCUUCCUAUAACUGGAUCGAGGCACGCAAACCAACCAUCGCUGUCCCGGGAAGUCCAGCUCUCUGGUCUGCCCCACAAGGCCCCCGGAAAGUGAAGAAAGAUAGCGGCCUUGUCUACAUUUCUCAGAAUGCUGCUCGUCAUCCCGACAGCCCUCUAGAACCGCUUUUCCGCGCCCUUUACAUUGAGAAGCCCUCGUUCGAUAUUAGUUCCAUCGAUGUCGUGACUGACAGAAAUAACAUCCGCAAACUUCUGUCGUUUAUCAACCCCGCUCAGAGCAGAAACGGCCUUGAUCCAUUCACCAUCGAGAUCGAUGUGGUUGCCCAGACUGCAAUCUUCUGCCGUGCAGAGACAGCCACCCAUGAAAUUAUUGGACCAGGCGAAUUCCGGGGCUUUGGACACGAAUUCGAGAAAGCAUACACGAUAAGCCAAAUUGCAAAAAGCACGGGACACCACCGCAUAAUUUCAUACCGACUGGGUGGUUUGAGUUUCCUCGUGCGUCAUGAGACUGAUGGCUGUGUUGGUGACUCGGAGCCUGGUGGCAAGGAAGAUAUGUCCAUAAGAGACGAUCUUGCUAAAACCAUGCGUUCAUUGUCUCUUGCGCCAACGUCCGCCGCCACUAUGCAGGAAUCAACUAAAUCUGAACUGACAAUCAAGAGGGAAGGUCGGGUAGUACCACGGGAAUCGACUUUGGAGAUCAAAACUCGAGUUCUCCACAAACCUCUGCAGUUCUCAGAAGUUGCACCACAGCUCUGGAUUUCCCAAACGCCCAAACUUGUUCGGGCUUAUCACCAACAUGGAAUAUUCUCCCUACCGAACGUGGAAGAUGUCACUACCGCACUGAGAGACUGGGAACAAGUCAACCAGGAUGAUAUCAGAAAACUCGUGACACUCAUCGAAUGUAUCUUACGAGUGGCCAGAAACUGGGGUGGGAGUUCAAUCAUUCGCUACGAUUCUCUGAAAGAUAAACUGGUCAUCGAGAAGGCCGAACGGAAGAAGAUGCUCCCGGACGAUCUUUAUUCUCGAUUGAACAAAACCGUUCCUGUCAAAGUUGAGUAG